Ficedula albicollis (Collared flycatcher) is the source of this 1749-nucleotide messenger RNA. It is a transcript of the gene SYPL2, whose product is annotated as synaptophysin like 2. The record is from RefSeq and is a predicted model, not a curated record. NCBI's taxonomy places the organism in Eukaryota, Metazoa, Chordata, Aves, Passeriformes, Muscicapidae. Gene Ontology annotation, cellular component: synaptic vesicle membrane; synaptic vesicle. The transcript is spliced from 7 exons. The coding region runs from base 29 to 793 and encodes 254 amino acids.
GGGGGCACCGACCGCCCCCGGCCCGGCCAUGUCGGAGCCCGGCGCCCCCGCGGCCGGUGAUAAAGCGUCCCGGCUCCAGGACCGUGUCCUUCGUGGGCUGCGCUGGGGCCGCCUCCAGGAGCCCCUGGGCUUCAUCAAGGUGCUGGAAUGGCUCUUUGCCAUCUUCGCCUUCGGCUCCUGCGGCUCCUUCAGCGGCGAGACCGGAGCCACAGUGAAAUGUCACAGCGGAGCGAUGACAGCCAUCAACAUCCAGUUCGGGUACCCCUUCAGGUUAUACCAGAUUCCCUUUGGGAUGCCGAAGUGUGUGAAUGAAUCAGAAGCCCGCACCCUGUACCUCGUUGGUGACUUCUCCGCUCCCGCCGAGUUUUUCGUGACCCUGGGGGUCUUCUCCUUCCUCUACUCCAUGGCGGCUCUGGUGCUCUACCUCCGCUUCCAUUCCCUGUACACCGAAAACACGAAGCUGCCCUUCACAGAUUUCUGCGUCACCGUCUGCUUCGCCUUCUUCUGGCUGGUGGCGGCGGCGGCGUGGGGCAAGGGGCUGAGCGACGUGAAGGCAGCCACGCGCCCCUCCGCCCUCAUCUCUGCCAUGGGCGUCUGCCAGGGCGACGGCACGGUCUGCAGCGCCGGCACCACGCCGGCCAUGGGGCUGGCCAACAUCUCAGUGCUCUUCGGGUUCCUCAACUUCCUGCUGUGGGCCGGGAACUGCUGGUUCGUGCUGCGGGAGACGCCGUGGCUGCGGGCGCCCGAGCCCCGCGACAGCGCGGCCGAGCAAGGCGCCAUCGACAAGCAGUAGCCCCCAUCGACAAGCAGUAGCCCCCUCGGGGCCCGGCCCAGCCCGGGGAGCCCGCCCGGCCCCCGGGACCUCGCGCCGGCCGCCAGCCCGGGGACGGGGUGUCGCUGUCCCCGGGCUUGGAGCCGCCGGGGGUUCGGGUGCUGAAGGGGGACACGGAACCCCGGGGGUCCCGUUUGGUGUCGGGGGCUCUUUGUGUCACCCCGCGCGGUCCGUGUCUGUAUGGGGCGCAUAAAGUCCUGGGUACCAGCUCUGGAUUGGGGCUCCCGGUGUCUGCCUCGCUGCGGAGGCGCGCACAGCCCUGGCUGGGGCGCGCCCGCCCCUGGGCAGCCUGGUCCAUACAGCGAUAAACCGGUCCCCGUCCCUGGUAUAGGGUUAACCGUGGACCUCAGAUCAGUAUUGGGCUAAGGAAGGGUCCCAGACAGGUAACAGCGGACCCCAGACCAGUAAAAGAAUAAUCAGGAACCCCAGUCCGGUAUUGGGAUAAUACUGGGAGCAGCACCCCAGUGUAAGAGAUCACCUGGGACCCCAGCCUGAUAUGGGAAUAAUGGCAGGGAGUCCCAAUUCCAUAUAGGGAUAAUACAGAACCCCAGGCCAGUAAAAGGAUAAGGGGGGAUCCUGAGAUGGUGUAGGCAUAACGGGGAUCUCCAGCCCCGCACAGGAAUAACCUGGAACCUCAGCCUUGUAUGGCAUCACCCUGGGCUCAGAGCCCAGCAUAGAAAUAACUGUACAGACCCCAGCCCGUUAUGGGAAUAACUGGGGUUCUGGGUGCGGUAUGGGGACAACAGAGAACCCCAACCUUGAUGUAGACACCGCGUGCCCCAGACCUGUUAUAGGGAUCCCCGUGCAGGGAUAACAGGAGACCGCAGCCUGGUCCAGGGAUCACUUGGGUGAGACCCACCGCGAGAUCUCCCAGUGCGAGCUCCCGGGUGCCCCAGCCGGUAUCGAGCUCCCGGGUG